AUGGAGCGUGCUGGAAGCAAGGAGUGGAGCAGCACCGGAGAGUCAAGAGAAGUGGACUGCCAGAUGUCCAGCCAGCCAAGCACGUCCUUUGCAAAGAGCCCGGCAAAGGGGAAAAAACAAAGAAACACAGUGAAAGAUAAUGAUUGUAAACCAAAGGAGGAAGCAGGAGAUGCUGAGACUCCAAGACCCGCUCGAAGGAAGGUACCAAUUCCUCCUCUACCGGCCCAUCUGCCCCCAGUGAACCUGAUUCACCGAGAUGUUUUGCGGGCAUGGUGCCAGGAAGUGAAGUUGAGCAGCAAAGGCCAGAAAUUAGAUGCUUAUAAACGACUCCUUGCAAGGGCUUUCCCAGAUCAAAUGCCCGAUUUAAAGAACGUUCCUGACACACCCAAAGAGGCCAGAGUGAAGACAUUUCGAAAGAAAAUGAAGACAGAGGAGGGCGAGGUGCCUUGUCCUCAGAUGGCAGUUCCCCUUGAAGUGGUCCCUGUCCCUGUACCCGAGGGGCAGGUACCUGCCCUUGCUGAGCCUCCCGUCCUCUAUGAAGAAGUCAGCACCACUGUUGUGACCACAACUGCCUCGGAGGCCGUGUUGGCAUCGUGGGCCAGAAUUGCAGCCAAUGCUAAGAAAAAUGAGGCAGUGCCAUCCACGGCAACAUCAGAGACCUAUGGGGAAAUGUGGUGUGUGGUUCACGGGCGAAGCCUUCCUGCAAACUCAAGCGGUUGGGUUCAGCUGCAGUUCCAUGCUGGACAGGCCUGGGUCCCUGAGAAGAAAGGGAAAGUGAUUGCCCUCUUCCUGCUUCCGGCCUGCAACUUUCCACCCCCACACCUGGAGGACAACAUGCUGUGCCCCAAGUGUGUUCACAGGAACAGGAUCUUAAAUAAGAGCCUCCAUGGAUAAAGGGAAGAUCUCUUAGGUUUGGGCUAGCUGCUGUCAUAGCCCACUCUGGUGGAGUGGUCUACGGAACUGCAGCCAAGACAGAGACUGAUGGAAACCCGAAUCUAUGCCCUGGAAGAUGCCCAUAUCACCCAGAAACUGUGGGACAUUGUUCACUAAUUGUUGCUGUAGUUCGAGCAGCUUGAGAAAAGAACCAGUGAAGCCACCAAGACGCAAUGGUUCCACCUCUGUUCAUUGUGAUGACUAGGUUUAAGUGGCUAUACCUCCUCCUAUUGUGUGAAGAUGAGAAAGUAUCCUACGGGUUUUGCUGCAAUGAGGUCCUGGGGCAGGAAUAUGACAUCUCCAGAUAUAGUACUCAGAUAUAGUACUGCUUGUCCUGUCUCCAGCACAACAGGGUCUUGGCCAGUUCUGUGGU
Molecule: messenger RNA, 1306 nt
Organism: Peromyscus eremicus (cactus mouse)
Lineage: Eukaryota; Metazoa; Chordata; Mammalia; Rodentia; Cricetidae
Gene: Dppa4
Product: developmental pluripotency associated 4
Exons: 7
Coding region: 1-894 (297 amino acids)
Biological process (GO): system development
Cellular component (GO): nucleus
Molecular function (GO): chromatin binding
Source: RefSeq, a predicted model, not a curated record